AUGGGGAAUGUUCCUGAGGGUGCUGAGCCUGAAAUAAUUUCAACCAUCAAAAAGACAUUUAACUUUGGUCAAAGUGAAGCAGUUCAUUUGUUUCAGACGCUGAUGGAAUGCAUGAAGAAAAAAGAACUUAUUACAGUUUUUCAUAUUGGGUCAGAUGAGCAUCAGGACAUUGAUGUUGCAAUACUUACAGCAUUGUUAAAAGGCACGAAUGCAUCUGCAUUUGACCAGCUUGUUCUUACACUUGCGUGGGAUAGAGUCGACAUAGCCAAAAAUCACGUUUUUGUCUAUGGGCAACAAUGGCUGGUUGGCUCUCUGGAACAGGCUAUGUUAGAUGCCCUUGUGAUGGAUAGAGUUGCAUUUGUGAAACUUCUGAUUGAAAAUGGAGUAAGCAUGCACAAAUUUCUUACAAUUCCCAGGCUGGAAGAGCUUUAUAACACAGGAAAUCUUCCUCCAGGAUAUAAAAUCAACCUGAUUGAUGUGGGGCUGGUUAUUGAAUAUCUAAUGGGAGGAACCUAUAGAUGCACCUACACAAGAAAACGCUUUAGAGCGAUAUACAAUAGUCUCAGCGGGAACAAUCGGCGAUCUGGACGAAAUCCUUCAAAUAUUACUCCUCAGAUGUGUAAAAGCCAUGAGUCUUUUGGUAACAGGGCAGACAAGAAAGAAAAAAUGCGCCAUAAUCACUUCAUCAAAACAGCGCAGCCAUACAAACCAAAGAUUGACACUGGUGCAGAAGAAGGAAAGAAGAAAAGAACCAAAGAUGAAAUAGUAGAUAUAGAUGAUCCUGAAACGAGACGUUUUGCUUAUCCUCUCAACGAGCUGUUACUUUGGGCAGUGUUAAUGAAGAGGCAGAAAAUGGCCCUCUUCUUCUGGCAGCAUGGAGAGGAGUCCAUGGCGAAAGCCUUAGUUGCUUGCAAGGUGUAUCGUUCAAUGGCAUAUGAAGCGAAACAAAGUGACCUUGUUGAUGAUACUUCAGAAGAACUGAAACAGUAUUCCAAUGAGUUUGGUCAGCUGGCAGUUGAACUGUUAGAACAGUCAUUCCGACAAGAUGAAACUAUGGCAAUGAAAUUACUAACCUAUGAGCUUAAAAACUGGAGCAACUCAACUUGUCUGAAGCUAGCAGUGUCAUCGAGGCUUCGUCCAUUUGUAGCACAUACUUGUACACAAAUGUUGUUAUCAGAUAUGUGGAUGGGAAGGCUGAACAUGAGGAAGAAUUCAUGGUACAAAGUGAUACUGAGUAUUUUACUGCCUCCUGCUAUACUGCUGCUGGAAUAUAAGACCAAGGCUGAAAUGUCACAUAUUCCUCAAUCUCAAGAUGCACAUCAAAUGACUAUGGAUGACAGUGAAAACAACUUCCAGAAUGCAGCAGAUGAUAUUCCUAUGGAGGUAUUUAAAGAAGUAAGGAUCUUGGACAAUACUUUAGAAAAGCAUGAUAUGGAGACUCCGGCAAAACCUAAAAGACUUCCAAUUACACAGAAAUUUUAUGCAUUUUAUCAUGCACCAAUUGUCAAGUUUUGGUUUAAUACGUUGGCAUACUUAGGAUUCCUCAUGCUCUACACUUUUGUGGUUCUUGUAAAAAUGGAGGAGUUACCAUCCGUUCAAGAAUGGAUUGUUAUUGCUUACAUUUUCACAUCAGCAAUUGAGAAAAUUCGUGAGAUCUUUAUGUCAGAGGCUGGGAAGAUUAAUCAGAAGAUUAAAGUGUGGUUCAGUGAUUACUUCAAUAUCAGUGACACAGUUGCCAUUGUCACUUUCUUCAUUGGGUUUGCAUUAAGAUUUGGAGCAAAGGGGAAUUUUGGUGAAAACACUUACAGAGAAAAUUAUGUCUUUGUUGCUGGAAGAAUAACGUACUGUCUCAAUAUAAUUUUUUGGUAUGUGCGAUUACUGGAUUUUCUAGCUGUAAAUCAACAGGCUGGCCCUUAUGUUAUGAUGAUUGGGAAAAUGGUGGCCAACAUGUUUUACAUUGUGGUGAUUAUGGCCCUUGUACUACUUAGUUUUGGUGUUCCCAGGAAGGCAAUAUUGUAUCCUGAUGAGGCACCCUCUUGGACUCUUGCUAGAGAUAUUGUGUUUCAUCCAUACUGGAUGAUUUUUGGUGAAGUGUAUGCCUAUGAAAUUGAUGUAUGUGCAAAUAAUUCUGAUGAAAAAGUUGCUCAUCUCUGUGGCCCAGGAACAUGGUUGACUCCAUUUCUUCAAGCUGUCUACCUCUUUGUACAGUACAUAAUUAUGGUUAAUCUCCUUAUUGCAUUUUUCAACAAUGUGUAUUUGCAAGUCAAGGCAAUUUCAAACAUUGUGUGGAAGUAUCAACGCUAUCAUUUCAUUAUGGCCUACCACGAAAAACCUGUCCUGCCUCCACCACUUAUUAUUCUUAGCCACAUGGCUUCCCUGUUCUGUUGUAUAUGUAAAAGAAGAAAGACAGACAAGACUUCAGAUGGGCCAAAACUCUUCCUGACAGAAGAAGAUCAAAAGAAACUCCAUGAUUUUGAAGAGCUGUGUGUUGAGAUGUAUUUCAAUGAAAAGGAUGAUAAAUUUCAUUCUGGAAGUGAGGAGAGGAUUCGAGUCACAUUUGAACGGGUGGAACAAAUGUGCAUUCAGAUAAAGGAAGUUGGUGAUCGUGUCAACUACAUAAAACGAUCAUUGCAGUCUUUAGAUUCACAGAUUGGCCACCUACAGGAUCUCUCCGCUCUAACUGUGGAUACUCUGAAAACACUGACUGCGCAGAAAGCUUCAGAAGCUAGCAAGGUUCAUAAUGAAAUCACACGGGAAUUGAGCAUUUCAAAACAUUUGGCACAAAACCUCAUUGAGGAUGGCUCUUUAAGAUCUUCUGUUUGGAAAAAGCACAGCAUUGGGAAUGUCUUCAGUUCUUUUCCCCAAGGAGGCCUUGAAAGUAAUAAUGCUUUACUCUGUAACGUUUCUAUACGUGAUGAAAAAGAGGUCCAACAUAAGACAAUUGGUCAGGAAUUAGCUCCCCGAAAAGAAGAAAUAAACUUUCAAGAGGCAGGUUCCUCAGGCAGUGCCUUAUUUUCAAAUGCUAUUUCUCCCCCAGAACUUCGCCAGCGAAUACAGGCUGCAGAGAUCUCAAAAUCGAGUAGUAAAAGUAAAAAAUUAGGCAAUUCAUCCAACAGCAUGCCACAUGUAACGUCCCCAACAGCUAAAUUUUUUGUUAGCACUCCAUCUCGGCCCAGUUGCAAAAGUCAGCUGGAUUCUUCAGCAAAGCGUGAAGAGACUGUUUUCUCUAAAGCUACAGAAGGAGAUAAUAAUGUAGAAUUUGGUGCAUUUGUGGGUAAGUAUAAAAAAGUAGAUUCUGAAUGUCCUGAAGUCAUUAUUAGCUGCUCUUAUCCUCUUGCUUCUGGCUCUGCUUGCCUUGCUUUCACCCAACCUUGUGUUGAAAAUGGAGGAUACAUUAAUUGUGGUUUUAUUCAUGAUGAGAGUGACACUAACGAUAACUACAGCUGCAGAGUUGACAAAUGUGAUCUCCAGUCCUCUGUCAACUUAUUGAAGAACAAGCCCCAUACGAAGUUUUCUUUGUCAACUGGCGACUUGACAUCAACAGUCAACUGUGGUGGCUCACAUCGAAAAUUGAAUAUUAAAGAUGAACUUUCCAAAAGUCAGCAUGUCCAUGCAAUGGAACUACAAAACCAAGAUUUAUGUUCUAACAUCCUUAUGGGACUACUUCAUAAACUGUGGACCAAAUCUAAGCCACAAGGUCACAGAGACAGCAUGGAGUUACAGCGGUUUAAAGAGGCGGCAAGCAAGAUUAAAGAAAGAAGUGCUGAUAUUGAGGAGCAACAGGAAGACUUCAAAAAAGCUAUAUUGGAGGGCAUAGAGACAACCAGACUUCAAGUAAGUAAAGAAGGUUUCCAAUUAUUAGAGACAUUAUUUUCACCAGAUACCAAAUGUAUUCUUUAUAGUGAAGACAGGGAACUCUAUUUUCUUCUAGUGUUAUCGGGUCUUCAGACUGACUGUGGUCUAAGACAAUCUAGUUCUUGCGGUGCGUUUACUGACCCUCUGACAGGCCAUUCAGAACAACUGUACAACAAGAGUAGAAGAGCAUCGAGUGAAGACACUCAGCAAGCAGACUCUAAAGCAGCCUUGCUGACGGAUUGGUUACAAGGUAGACCUUCAAAUAGCAGUCAAAUGCCAUCUGAAGAAGAUGCAUUGAAUGGCAUUGCUUCUCCUUUCAAGCCUAUCAUGGAUAUCAAUUACUAUUACUCAGCUGUAGAAAGAAAUAACUUGAUGAGAUUAUCACAGAGCAUUCCAUUCACUCCGGUGCCUCCAAGAGGUGAACCAGUCACCGUGUACCGCCUUGAAGAAAGUUCUCCCAGCAUCUUGAACAACAGCAUGUCUUCCUGGUCACAACUCGGACUCUGUGCUAAAAUUGAAUUUUUAAGUAAAGAGGAGAUGGGAGGAGGUUUACGUCGAGCUCUUAAAGUAGUAUGCACAUGGUCAGAAUAUGAUAUCCUGAAAUCAGGACAUCUUUAUAUCAUCAAGUCUUUUCUUCCUGAAGUUGUGAAUACUUGGUCAAGCAUUUAUAAGGAGGACACUGUGUUACACUUAUGCUUAAGAGAAAUUCAGCAGCAGAGGGCAGCGCAGAAGCUCACCUUUGCUUUCAAUCAAAUGAAGCCCAAAUCCAUUCCAUACUCUCCAAGGUUCCUGGAAGUUUUCCUGUUAUAUUGUCACUCAGCUGGCCAGUGGUUUGCUGUUGAAGAGUGCAUGACUGGAGAGUUUAGGAAAUACAACAACAAUAAUGGUGAUGAAAUAAUUCCAACUAACAUGCUUGAGGAGGUUAUGCUAGCUUUCAGCCAUUGGACAUAUGAGUAUACAAGAGGAGAAUUGUUGGUACUAGAUCUGCAAGGUGUUGGUGAAAAUUUGACAGAUCCCUCUGUGAUAAAAGCUGGAGAAAAAAGUAAGUGUAAGCAUGACUCCAUUUGCUUGGAAAGUGUGAAGCACUCCUGCAAUGAACUGAUGGAGGAGCUGAACAGCCAGUGCCCGGGGCUCACCGGCCUGAGGAAUCUGGGCAACACGUGCUACAUGAACACAAUUUUGCAGUGCCUCUGCAGCCUGCCGCCACUCGUGGAGUAUUUCCUCUCAGAAAAGUAUAAAGCAGCUCUACACAAGGAGAAUGGUGACUCCGCGGCUGCCUUUGGCCGUUUGCUGUCUGACAUGUGGCUUGGAGAGUUCGACUGUGUUUCCCCAGAGGUUUUUCAUUCAGUACUUGCGAAGAGGUACCCAACUUUUCGCAAGAGGACGCAGCAGGAUGCACAGGAGUUUCUGAUCUGUGUGCUGAAUGAGCUCCAUGAGGCUCUCAAGAAGUCAAGCCAAAGAAGGUGCAAAACCAGUGCAAAAGCAAGUGGAGGGAGUGUCAGCGAAACCUCUAUUAUCACCCAGUUAUUUGAGGGACAGCUGAGUUACGAUAUCACCUGUCAGGAAUGCAGGACCACCACCAGCAGACCCGAGACCUUCACUGUUCUUUCCCUGCCCAUCCCUUCUAGGAGCACAUGCUCUCUGCAGGAUUGUCUCAAGUGCUUCUUUCAGCAAGACACACUGACUUGGAACAACCAAAUCCACUGUUCCUGGUGUGGAACUAAACGAGAUGCUGCAGUGAAGGCCACCAUAACCAAGGCACCACAGAUCGUUAUUUUUCACCUGAAGAGGUUUGAAUGGCAAGGCAAGCACAGAAGGAAACUCUUGACUGACAUCCGCUAUCCCCUCAGCAACCUGGAUCUCUCUCCUUACAGUUCCCCACUUUCCUGCAAGGAUGCCAAGUACAGCUUGUGUGCUGUAGUGAACCACGUUGGUUUUCUGGACGAUGGCCACUACACGGCAUUCUGCAAGCACUCGGUUACUGAAAACUGGUACAGCUUUGAUGAUGCGCAGAUCACCAGGAUCCCAGAUUCCUCAGUGCAGACUGGCACAGCUUAUCUCCUGUUCUACACCUGUCCAGACCUUCUCUGCACCCCUUAA
This is a messenger RNA of Pterocles gutturalis (yellow-throated sandgrouse), 5955 nucleotides long. RefSeq names its product transient receptor potential cation channel, subfamily M, member 7 (gene TRPM7). Gene Ontology annotation, cellular component: membrane. The record is from RefSeq and is a predicted model, not a curated record. The coding region runs from base 1 to 5955 and encodes 1984 amino acids. Gene Ontology annotation, molecular function: cysteine-type deubiquitinase activity; protein serine/threonine kinase activity; ATP binding. Lineage: Eukaryota; Metazoa; Chordata; Aves; Pterocliformes; Pteroclidae. Gene Ontology annotation, biological process: protein deubiquitination; monoatomic cation transmembrane transport; protein tetramerization. The transcript has 36 exons.